ACCAAUUGAAUUUGGUUUUAAGUCAUGCUUGUUUAGAACCAAGUAUCAGGAAUGCAUGUGGAACUAUUAAAGAGGUAAUAAACUUUGUAAAAGAUUCAGCUCAAAGGGUUCACAAAAUGGAAAAUAUUCUAACUGAACAACACCCAGAAGAGAAGCGGCAUAAAUUGAUAAGCUUGUGCGAAACUCGCUUUGUUGAACGGCAUGAUGCAAUUACCUUUUUUUUACAAGUAUUUGAUUCAGUACUAACCUGUCUAGAUGUUAUUGAUAAAGAAAAGCCAACAUCAAAAUCUGCCUGUCUCCUUUUCUCAAUACGCAGAUUUGACUUUAUCAUCGCCCUUCACAUUUUGGGAACAACUCUUGACUUAACAAAAAAGUUGUCUGAGGAUCUUCAAAGCCCAAAUGUUGAACUUCAAGAAUGUUAUGCUAUAGCAAAUACUGUGAUAAAGUUAAUUGAAAGGCAUCGUUCUGAAGAAAUAUUCUAUAAUAGGAUAUUUGACGCAGCUGCCAAAGUGGCAACACAACAUGACAUUGAAAUAAAAAGUCCUCGGACUGUAAAGGCUCAGAUUCAUCGGUCAAAUGCUGAGGCUUCGAGUCCUCGUGAUUAUUAUAGAAUAAAUGUAUUCAUCCCAUUUCUAGAUGCUCUCAUUUGUGAAAUGAAGAAUAGGUUUUCCACAACCAACACUGAACUCACCCAGCUUUUUAGUCUUGUCCCGUCAUUUAUAAAACCAGCUGAAUAUGAUGAUGAGAUCGUAAAUAUAGCAAAGAAAUAUUGUGGGGAAUCUAGUUCAUUUCAAUUGUACAAUGAAAUCGCAAUGUGGAGAGAACAUUGGAGUCAAAGUAAAGGUAAAGUAGAAGUACCAUCUACAGCAAUCGAAGCCUUCUACGACUCAUCUGUUACGUUCUACCCUAAUAUAAAGAAUCUUCUGCACUUGCUUUGUGUUCUACCUGUCACUUCAUGCACUGGCGAAAGAAGUUUUUCAUCAAUGAAACUAGUAAAAAAUUACUUGAGAACAACAAUGCGACAAGAUAGACUCAACGGCCUGGCUCUGAUGAACAUUCAUAAGAAUACAAUAAAUGUGGAUCCUUUGGAGGUAAUUGAAAAGUUUGCUCAAAAGCACACAAGGCGUUUACAGUUCCUGUACAGCGACUAGCGAUGAAUGACAGUAUUAAUUCUCAGACCAUCACUUCAAGUCUCCAAACAAAAGUUCCAACUGUGUCCCCAUCAUUAUUUAUUCAUCUCCAGGCAGUAGAACUAUUUCGAAAUAUUAAAUGUACGAUGUACUUAAAAAUAAAUCCUUUUCAUAUUUUUAAUCUGUCUUUUAUUAUCUUUAAUGUAUUUCAUUAUUAAAUAAAUAAACAAAACAUCCUGAAAACUUUUACUGUGAAACACACGUUUUUACUCCAUAAAACUUCAACAAUUAACUUCAUUAAAUGUAAGCCCUUUCACAAAAUUUUCCCCUGUUCAGCCCCCCCCCAAAAUAAAAUUCUAGA
Molecule: messenger RNA, 1491 nt
Organism: Nilaparvata lugens (brown planthopper)
Lineage: Eukaryota; Metazoa; Arthropoda; Insecta; Hemiptera; Delphacidae
Product: 52 kDa repressor of the inhibitor of the protein kinase-like
Exons: 2
Coding region: 117-1151 (344 amino acids)
Molecular function (GO): protein dimerization activity
Source: RefSeq, a predicted model, not a curated record